AUGUCUACCCAGCUCGACGCCGAUUCUAUCGCCCGCUUCUCCUUGCACGAUUCCAGUCACUUCAACAUUCAACAGUCUCAGACAAUCCAUCGACUAGUGCUCCUGCAGCACUGGAAAAUCCGUGCCGGCUCGAAGGUACUGGAACUAGGAUGUGGUCAGGGUGACUGUACGACUGUUCUUGCCUCUAUAGUGGGCGAGCAGGGAAGAGUCGUUGCAGUCGACCCAGCGGAUCUGGAUUAUGGUUCUCCUUACACCCUCGGGCAAGCACAAGACCACAUCUCGAAAAGCCCGCUAGGUGGACGGAUCACUUGGGUUCAACAACUACCUCUGGAUUACCUCUCGUUCUUGUCAUCCUCUGACCCCGCUUCUGACGGCAAAAGUUUUGAUGCAACAGUGCUCGCUCAUUGUUUAUGGUACUUCCCCUCACCUUCUCUUAUCCUCGACACUUUCCGUGCUCUCAAGCAGCACAGCAAGCGCCUCCUGCUCGCCGAGUGGUCGUUGAUAGCCACGCACCCCUCCGCUCAGCCACACGUCCUAGCUGCGCUUGCACAAGCAGCACUAGAGUGCCGCAAGCCUCAGAGCGAAUCAAAUGUUCGCACCGUGCUAGGACCAAAACGACUCACUGAGCUAGCUCUAGCUGCUGGAUGGCAACUUGAGAAUGAGACACGAGUGCAACCUUCGGAAGGGCUAUUAGAUGGAAAAUGGGAAGUAUCUGCUUGUCUUUCUACCUCUUUCGAGAAAGAAGUAGAGGACAAAGUAAGUAAUGAGAGAGAAAGAGGCGUGGUUCUUGCGUUGAGGGAUGCGUGUGAGGCGAGCUUGGAAGGUGUUCANGGGGGUCGCAAAGGAGUCAAGUCGAUGGAUGUUUGGGUUGCCAGUUUUGUCUAG
Molecule: messenger RNA, 885 nt
Organism: Aureobasidium uvarum
Lineage: Eukaryota; Fungi; Ascomycota; Dothideomycetes; Dothideales; Saccotheciaceae
Source: the annotation of a GenBank genome assembly